Molecule: messenger RNA, 547 nt
Organism: Vollenhovia emeryi
Lineage: Eukaryota; Metazoa; Arthropoda; Insecta; Hymenoptera; Formicidae
Gene: Crz
Product: pro-corazonin-like
Exons: 3
Coding region: 97-420 (107 amino acids)
Biological process (GO): positive regulation of heart contraction
Molecular function (GO): corazonin receptor binding
Source: RefSeq, a predicted model, not a curated record
AUAUAUAAAGCUCCUCCUCGAUCAGAGAGGCACACUUUCAGCGAGAUCUUCCACGAGAACGUGUCGCCCCAGCAGCAACAAACGAAAUCCAUUAAGAUGGCCAAGAAAUGCGCAUUCGUCCUCUUCGUCCUGUCGUUGAUCAUAAGCGCCGUUCUAUGCCAAACCUUCCAGUACAGCCGCGGCUGGACCAACGGCAAGAGGUCCGAGUUCCCGCGUUCAUUGGGCGCCGCCAAUCCGGGGGACGAGCGUCUCCCCAUCGGCGAGCUCAAGAGACUCAAGAUGCUGGUAUACGGGAAUGUCGAUGAACAGCCGUUGCUGAUCCAUUGCGAUUACGUGGACAAACUGAGGAAGCUCGUUCACGCGGAUAAUUAUGCCUCUCAGCUGCGGCAGGAGAAGGGACAGAACGAUGACAAUUACUGAAGCGGCCACUCGGCGCGAUGGUUGUCACAUAAUAAUCACGAUUGCUUCAAAGAAGUAUUCAACGCAUAAUUUCAGAGGUGCUUUUGUAGCUUUAAUCGAACCGGAAUAAAUUAUUGACGCACACAAA